This is a messenger RNA of Pundamilia nyererei, 966 nucleotides long. RefSeq names its product olfactory receptor 4D1-like. Gene Ontology annotation, cellular component: membrane. Gene Ontology annotation, molecular function: odorant binding; G protein-coupled receptor activity; olfactory receptor activity. The transcript has a single exon. NCBI's taxonomy places the organism in Eukaryota, Metazoa, Chordata, Actinopteri, Cichliformes, Cichlidae. The record is from RefSeq and is a predicted model, not a curated record. The coding region runs from base 1 to 966 and encodes 321 amino acids. Gene Ontology annotation, biological process: detection of chemical stimulus involved in sensory perception of smell; G protein-coupled receptor signaling pathway.
AUGCAGAAAAUAGGAAACUCAAGUGAAAGUGUAUCAUUUGUUCUGGCUGCUUAUGGAAAUGUUGGAGCUUUUAAAUACCCAUAUUUUAUUAUAAUAUUGUUCUGGUAUGUCUCUAUAUGUGUGGCCAACACAGUCCUUAUUGUGGUUAUACAUGUGGACAGAAGACUGCAUGAGCCAAUGUAUAUUCUGCUCAGCAACUUAUGUGUGAAUGAAAUAAACGCCAGCACAUCACUGUAUCCUCUUUUGCUCUCACAGAUGUUCUCAGACAGUCAUGAAGUGACUCUGCCGUGGUGUUUUCUCCAGAUGUGUUGUAUGUACACAAGUGCUUCUGCUGAGUUUUGCAGUUUAGCAGCCAUGGCCUAUGACAGAUAUAUCUCAAUCUGUCAUCCAUUACGCUAUAAUGUCAUUAUGAACACAGAGAGAGUGUUUAUGUUAAUUCUGGUUGUGUGGAUGUAUUCAUUUCUUAGUUUUAUAUUCUCAUUUUCAUUCAUCUUCAGGUUGAUGUUUUGUGGAAAUAUUGUAAACAAUGUGUAUUGUGAUCACAAAUUAAUAAUUCGACUUUCAUGUUCAGUUUUAGUCCACAGCUUUAUAUCUGACAUAUUCUUUCUGUUACUGAGUAUUUUCAUACCAUUCAGUCUCAUUUCAGUUUCUUACAUGAAGAUUUUAGCAGUUUGUCGAAAAACAUCCACAGAAAACAAGCAGAAAGCCGUGACUACUUGCACCCCUCAGAUCAUCUCUGUGUCAAACCUGUUUGUCGGGUGUAUUUUUCACUCUACUGAUUUCAGCCUUUUAGCUGCUCAUGUGCCAGGUGAAGUCAAUAUCAUUUUAUCUAUAUAUCUCCUCAUUUGCCAGCCAAUGCUCACCCCAUUUAUGUAUGGAUUUAAUUUGCCAAAGAUAAGGCAAUCACGUACAAUGCUUCUGUUUAAGAGAAAAUCAAUAUCUUUGUUCAGCAAGAGAGUGCUUUAG